Astyanax mexicanus (Mexican tetra) is the source of this 4164-nucleotide messenger RNA. Its product is annotated as KIAA0753 ortholog. Gene Ontology annotation, biological process: centriole replication; protein localization to centrosome. The transcript is spliced from 18 exons. Gene Ontology annotation, cellular component: centriolar satellite. NCBI's taxonomy places the organism in Eukaryota, Metazoa, Chordata, Actinopteri, Characiformes, Acestrorhamphidae. The record is from RefSeq and is a predicted model, not a curated record. The coding region runs from base 440 to 3139 and encodes 899 amino acids.
GCGCUGGAGGCGGAGAAGAAGAGGCUUGUUGUCAUGGCGGUGUUUUAAACUGUUAUCUGGGAGCUUUAUCUAAAACAAAGCUAAUUUUAACGCAUAUAUUUACUUAUUAUAUAUUAAUUAUAUACUGGGAGAGGGAGACCUAAUAUAACCUGUGUUUUAUUUUGUUUUUCCUUCGCUUAAAUGUAUUUUAAUGUGUUUAAAAGGUAACUGUUACAGGACGCUCUCCGGACUGAGUUAUUAGCCUGUUGACUAAUUAGCUUAGCAUAAGCGCUGCUUCUGGAUUAUAGUAAAUAAUUCUCUUUAAUAAAGUUUUACUGGUUAAAUCUGCAGCUGGUCUAAAGGCGGUAGACUCCCCGGGCGGGUUUAUUAGUGUAUUUAUCUGUAUAAUAAUCUGAAUUAGGAAUAAGGCUGAGUGAAUGAGGAUCAGAGGAGCGCUCAGAUGUCAGCAGCAGAUCCGGAUAAAGAGAGAGGAGAGUGGGUCACUAAACCCAGAGGAACCCGCAGCCCUGGAGCUCCGAACCAGCUGCUGUUUAAUCUAGCCAUGCCGAGCAGUAUCUUUAACAGGGCGAGCAGCGUGGGUCCUCCAGUUCCUAUAGUGAUUGAGAAGCUGGUGUCUGUGAGACAGAGGCAGGAUGAAGUGGAGAGCUGCAGCAGCUCCUUACGGCUCUCAGUCCUGUCUGAGGAGCGUCUGCAGGCGGCCGUGAGACUCGCCAAGAAAGACCUGCAGAGGAAACGGCAGCAGGACGAACUCUCUCUCUCUCCAUCACCUCUGUCCAGAGAAACAUCUCCAACUCAGAAUCACCAGAAUAUGACCGGCAGUCUGCAGAAAACACCUUCCUUUAAAGAAGCUCAGAAUAAAAGAAGUCCUUGGAGGCAGCAGCAGAUGAAGUCCAGCCGCUCACAGGUUCUGGUGUAUACUCCUCAGAAGCUUUCUGUAGCUGCAGGUACAGCACCUGACCACGGUCAGACUCCUCCCACCAGAGACCCUGGCCUGAGGUCCAGCAGCACUCAGCCUCAACUCAGCAGAGAGAUAAACAAGCUGCAGAAAGAGCUCGCCACCUGCAUCCAGAGAGUCGAGCAGCUGGCCAAUAAAGAGCGAAUGUUGGAGGCUGUGGAGCCGGAAGAGAAGCGCAGGUUGGAAAUCCGGCGUCAGGAGCAGACUGCCCGAUCAGCACGGAUCAUCUAUGGGCUACAGCAGCAGGUGAAAGAAAUUCAGGAGGAUAUUGAUAAGCUGCGAUCUCAGAGUACAAAACACACCAAGAAGUCGAGGGCGGUGGAUCGGUUAGCUGCAGCUCAUCGCGGGGCGGUUCGAGCCAUGCAGGCGUUUAUUACCCAGCUGUCGGAUCCUGCGGAGAACCGGGUUCCGGCUCAGUGUAAAGAACUGGGUCAGCUGAUCCGCCAGCUCUCGCUCUGCUCCGCCAAAGUGGAGGUGAGCCAGGGCUCCAACCUGCCAGAGACCACCCUGGACAUACUGCAGAAAUUAGAGACUCUGGACUCGGCUCUCAGUAAGCGGUUGGUUCGUGUGGAGAGGAGCCCACGCCUGCAGAGAUCAUCCCCCACCAGAGAGAGAUCAUCUACAGCCAGAGCUCAGAGCAUCUCCCCUCCUCCUCCUCCUCCUCCUCCUCCAGCUCCUCCAACCCGGACUGCAAAACCUCCUCCAGGAUCGAGGAGAUCAGCACCUCCUAAUAAGCCCCUGUCUGGCAGGAGAUUGGGGGGACGACCCCAGAGAGCAGCUCGGGUCCUGGAGCAGGAGCGCAGUAAAGUUUUGAAGGCUGGGAUUCAGAACCUGGUGCAGCAGAGAGAACAGAAACAAGAGAAGAGAAGCAGAACAGAGCUCCGUAUCACCAGACCAGCCUCUAGACCGGUCUACCAGGAUAAAAACAAGGGUCCUGUUAUUCGGGAUGUUGGGUUCCAGCAGCCGACAGUUUCAUCUAAACUCAGAGAGAGUCAGUUCCCCCAGAGAGAGACUUCUGUACCCUGGAUCCCCACCUCUCCUCAUUCCCCUACUAAACAAAGCAGGACUGUGUCCCGCAGGCCAGAGCCCCGCUGUCUCUUCUCUCCAGGAAAAACCUCCUCACCACAUCCCACAGAUCUGCAGCACCAGGACCCGGAACAAGGAAAGAGCAGGACGCAGCCGGGAGUAACACCGGGAAACAUGCAGCAAGCUCACAAUGAGGCUCUCAGGGAAGCGUGGUUAGAUAGGGUAACUGAGGAGCGUCUGAAGAGUCUGAAUCAGCUCAGUAAGGAGGAAAUGGAGCGAAUUAACAGACUCAGGUCUGAGGUAGAGUCUCCGGCUCUCUGGGCUGAGAGAGCAGAUCUGGCAGCGAGAGAAAGACUUCAGCCUCUGUUAGACUCUCUGCAGCAGGGGGGAGAAAUAAGGAGCAGGAAGGGUUCGUCUCUCAGACAGCGGCUGUCAGAUCAGGUGGCUAAUGAGGCUGCUGAUAAUGCAGGUGUUCUGGAGGAUCUGCUGGAUGAUGGGGUACAGGGGGUUCAGAGGGAGCGUGGAGACGUUGCUGUGGCUCAGAGACUCCUGCAGGAGCCCACGCUGGAGAGCAUGCUGCUGCGCAUGGAGGAAAUGGAGAAAGAUCAGGAGGAAGUGAGGCGACGUUUUGCUAUGAUCUCUUACUCUGAUCCCCUGCUGUGGGAAAAGGAGGAUAAUAGAGCUCAGAGGAACAGAGAUGGUUUCAGACCAGAUCCUCCACAGCCAAUCAGACUCACCAAACCAGUUCAGAGACCCGCCGCUACCGGAGACAUCCUGCUGCAGAGACCUGUGGAGACGGGGAUAAUUUCAGAAAACUCUGUAAUGGUUGAGGAGGCGUCUGAUCCUGUUCCCAGAGAUCCGUUUCCAAACCAAGUCAGAAAGACAGGAGGGAUUCUGCUGACUGUUCCUCCCAGCGUGCAGAACAACAUCCAUAAAUACAGAAAAGCCCAUGAUUCCUACCUGCACCUCGUAUCCCACGAGGCCGUGGGGAGUUUCGACCCCUGGGCCGUUGCUGAGAGUCUGGCGGAGGAGCUGAUGGAGGAGGCGCUGGAGGACGUAGCUGCAGAGUUUCAGUGUGUGUGUGAGGACUACGCUGAGGCCGUCUUCACCUCAGAGUUUCUACAACCAAUCCACUCUCCCCCUGUAUCUGUGUCCUAACACUGCGCCCAAUAGGAACUCUGCUUCAUGGUGCAGUUUUUUUUGGCUGAGUUAAUUUUAUCUUUGUAAAAAGCUUCGAUUUAUUUUUGUAUGAUUUUAUCUGUAUGUGGGAUUCUGGGAGAGAGAUUAUUGUUUAUUUUAGCUACUCAGGGGAUUAAAUCAUUGAGUUUCACAGGGUAUUAGAGCUCUGAGCACAGAUACUCCCACAGACUUUUAUAGCCUGGAUGCAGUUAGAGUGAAAUCUCCAUUUCCCAAGUUUUUACAAAUAUUCUGACACACGGUACUGCAGUGUUUCUUUAUUUGGUACUGGUUCAGUUAACAAAUUCAACCUUAUAAAAGCAGAGCUGUAAACAUUUCUGCAUUGUUAAAACAAAUCAUGCAUCUGUGCAUCAUGUGAACGAUGAAUGUGGACAAACAUAUACAUACAUAUACAUGUGAACAUACAGAGACCAGUUAAAUAUGAGAGUUUCUCUGGAAUAAAAUCAAGAGGAAGAUGGAUGAUCACAAACCAUCAAACCACCAAACUGAACUGCUUGAAUUUUUACACCAGGAGUAAAGCAGCAUAAAGUUAUCCAAAAGCAGUGUGUAAGACUGGUGGAGGAAGAGAACAUGAUGCAGAGAUGCACAAAAACUGUGAUUAAAAACCAGGAUUAUUCCACCAAAUAUUGAUUAUUUCUGAACUCUUAAAACUUUAUGAAUAUGAACUUGUUUUCUUUGCAUUAUUUGAGGUCUGAAAGCUCUGCAUCUUUUUUGUUAUUUCAGUCAUUUCUCAUUUUCUGUAAAUAAAUGCUCUAAAUGAGAAUAUUUUUAUUUGGAAUUUGGGAGAAAUGUUGUCUGUAGUUUAUAGAAUAAAACAACAAUGUUCAUUUUACUCAAACAUAAACCUAUAAAUAGUAAAAUCAGAGAAACUGAUUCAGAAACUGAAGUGGUGUCUUCGUGUUUUACAGAGCUGUAGUUUGUAAUGUACUGUGUGGAACAUGUAAACUCUGAGCUCAGAAUAUUAAAUGAAUGUGUUUGAGACGAGA